UUUUUGCGUGUGAGUGUUGAUUAUUUGGGAGUUUCAUAUCUUCAUUCUUCUUUUCUUUUUUCAGUUGACACUUUUAUGCUUUUGCCUUCAUUCUGUAUGAUCUCUUUUUGUGGGCUUUAAUUUAUUUUCUCAUUCACUAUAUGGUUGUCCCAAAAAUUAGGGUAAUUCAAUUGAAUUGUGACAUUUUUAAGAAUUUGCAGCUCAUCUACACAAGAAGGUAGCAAGAAUUCCCAUUUGGUUGCUAAAAAAUUUGACCAACUUGAAGAAAAAAAAAGGAAACUUGAAUUCUGAGUUUCAAGAAAACCAUCUAUUUUUUCUAAGAUUCCACUAAGCAUAAAUAGAAAGCAUUUGGUGUUAAGAAAUAAAUAUUGGAGCAUAAUAUCACAAUCAUUAGUUCCGUGUUCUUCACUAACUUGUCAAUUCCUCUUCUAGUACACAUGACAUAAAUAGGCCUCGAAUAUCAUUUGACAAAAACAUGUCCUUUUUUGUGAAAAAUUUAUCUUUUUCAUGUCAACUUGUGGCUGUGGAUUCCCCCUUUUCGACGAGCUUAUGCUAAGUAAUGAUGAAAAUGGGCACACCAAGCAGCGUCGUUCAGGCGUCUGCUGUAUCUGAUUACAGCCUGUGGGGCGAAGGAGAUCUGUUUAAUGCACCUGAACCGGUUAUCGAGGAGCCCGUUGUGGGACUUGAUCCGAUGACCGUUGCCAUCUCAAUGAUCUCUUGUGGAGAAGAUGUCAUCUCCCCUCAGUCGCUGAGUGUGUCGGAUAUUGAGUCAUCGAUUGAGAGUGGGCAGCUCCUAAGCGAGGUUUUCUACGAGUGCAGGAAGGAUAUUUUGGCAAAGGAAGGGAAUGAAACGCCCCUCUCUGAAGUCCUCAGCAUCAACAUUCCUACUCAUGUCAAGGUUGAUGAAAACAUGAUGAUAGAUGAGAAGUCGGAUGCCGAGUGUUUGUUCCAGAAGAGUGUUAGUUCCAGUUGUCUGAGAUCGAUGGACAACGUGCAUGAGACUCCACUGAGGCCCAGUUUUCUUGAUUUCCCAGUUGAUGACUUUGAAGCUGCAUAUGGGAUGCGACGGGCAUACAGUGAAGGAGACAUAAAGGCUCUUUGUAAUGGUACCAUAAACCACGUUCAAUCGCCAAUGGGGCAACCGAGAGUGUUGAGCAGUUGCAUAUCUGAGGUGCGCAGGGAGAAGCUAUCCCGAUACUGGAGCAAGAAGUCGAAGAGAAAUUUUGGCAGAAAAAUCAAGGUAAAUAUAAAGGCCCUCCUUUUGCAUAGAUUUGAGUUUUGGACGAGUCGGAGUAACUUGUUGCGUUGCUUGGUUUCAGUACGCUUGCAGGAAAGCGCUGGCGGAUAGCCAGCCGAGAAUUCGAGGAAGAUUUGCAAAGACUGAAGAGACAGAAGGCGGGAAGAAGCAAUAAGUAUAGGAGAGUAUGUAGUUGUUAGAGUUUAUGUAGUUAAGAAAGAAGAUAAUGGUAAUAAGCUUAGUUUGUUUGGUGGUAGCUGAAACAAUAAUUAACCUUUGUAGUCAAAUGUUCGUCUAGGUUAUGUACAUAUACUGUUUAAUUAUUCCAUAAUGCAAUAAAUAACGACUUAUGUUUCUCA
Messenger RNA from Salvia miltiorrhiza (redroot sage), 1596 nucleotides. RefSeq lists its product as uncharacterized. Gene Ontology annotation, molecular function: protein binding. The transcript has 3 exons. NCBI's taxonomy places the organism in Eukaryota, Viridiplantae, Streptophyta, Magnoliopsida, Lamiales, Lamiaceae. The coding region runs from base 560 to 1348 and encodes 262 amino acids. Gene Ontology annotation, cellular component: nucleus. The record is from RefSeq and is a predicted model, not a curated record. Gene Ontology annotation, biological process: regulation of flower development.